Cucumis melo (muskmelon) is the source of this 4869-nucleotide messenger RNA. Its product is annotated as phytochrome C. The record is from RefSeq and is a predicted model, not a curated record. Gene Ontology annotation, molecular function: photoreceptor activity; protein homodimerization activity. Gene Ontology annotation, biological process: red, far-red light phototransduction; detection of visible light; regulation of DNA-templated transcription. The transcript is spliced from 4 exons. NCBI's taxonomy places the organism in Eukaryota, Viridiplantae, Streptophyta, Magnoliopsida, Cucurbitales, Cucurbitaceae. Bases 1014 to 4373 code for a protein of 1119 amino acids.
UGGCGUGGGCCAAUAUGAUUCAUUCGCUAUUCAUAUGAGUCCAAAUAUGCUGUCCCUUACCUCCUCCUUCAAAAGAGGACCGAACUACGGCCACUUGGUUCACGUCUCGAGGACGACGACGAAUUUUUUUUUCAUUUUUUUUUUUUGCAAAGAGUGCGUGCGGACUGCAGAAAUUUAUCAAAACCCAUCUUCAAAAUCAUUUCAAAUGGAUAAAAUCCGCAAGUUUUGGAAUCCCCUGUUUUCGCCACCAAGUUCUAUUGCUGUUUUCACGAGUUGCUAAAUCCGUAUUUUCGUCAGACCCGUAUAUCUGUUCACCCCAUUUUGUAUGUAUGUAUGCAUCUUCGUCUAAUCUAUUGACUAUUGAUUAGUUUAUGUCUUUUCUGUUUUCCCCAUUUUCUUAAUUUUGUAAUUUUGGGAACUAUGUGGGUUUUGGGAAAUUACUCAAUUAGAGGCUUAUUAGUUAUGUGCUUGCCAGCUCGUUGUUUCAACGAAUGGCUGUGAUUGCUUUGGAAAGGUUUCCUUUGAGAAGGGCUUCUCGAGUUUCUAGAAGUGUCUUGGUUGGUUGAUUCUUUGAGGGAGUAGACUGGGGAGAGUGGUGGAACUGUGAAGAAGAUGUGGAAGAAUUGCUCUGAAUCGUGAUUCAAAGAUCGUUAGUUGGUUCUGUUCUUACUUUUUCUUGUUGUUUCGAGUUUUGUUUUAUGACACCCCUUCUAGUUUAGAUGAAAAUCUUGAAAGGAUUUCGCUGUUUAGUUCUUAUUUGGUAACUUCUUUCUGGGUUGAUGAAUUUUAAAUUUGUGGGGUUGUGUUUCUGGAAAUAGAAACAUGGGAAGAAUUUAGUUCUGUCUCUUCGGUCAUUUGGUUUCAGCCGGAGAAUGUUUCGAUGGUUUGUUGUUGAAUUUGGUGGUUGUUGAGUAAGGAUUUAGAAAGUUUUCAAUUGGGAGUUUCAUGUUUGGGGAUAUAGGUGAUCGGUUUGUUAGUGAAAGAAACCGAGUAAUUGGUAACUAAGUAGAAAGAUGUCUUCAACGUCAGCAAAUAAGACUGUGUGUUCUAAGACCAGCUUUGACCGAUCGAAACAUGGGGCUCAUGUGGUUGCACAGACCCCAAUUGAUGCAAAGCUUCAUGUAGACUUUGAAGGUUCCGAAAGGUUUUUUGAUUACUCUGCAUCCGUUGAUUUCAAUGCCGCUUGUUCCACUAGCAAUAUUCAUGCUUCCACUGUACAGUCAUACCUUCAAAACAUUCAGAGAGGAAGUCUAGUUCAACCAUUUGGUUGUAUGAUUGCUGUGGACGGGGAAAACUUGUCUGUUCUUGCAUAUAGUGAAAAUGCCCCCGAAAUGUUGGACUUGGCCCCACACGCUGUGCCUAACAUCGAGCAGCAAGAAGCUUUAACUUUUGGAACAGAUGUACGGACUCUUUUUCGUUCACCCGGAGCUGCAGCUUUGCAGAAAGCAGCUGACUUUAAGGAAGUUAAUCUUCUCAAUCCUAUUCUAGUCCAUUGUAGAACUUCUGGUAAACCAUUUUAUGCAAUUUUGCAUCGAGUUGACGUGGGAUUAAUUAUAGAUCUGGAACCGGUGAACCCAGCUGAUGUGCCAGUGACUGCAGCUGGGGCAUUGAAAUCUUAUAAGCUAGCAGCUAAAGCCAUCUCAAAAUUGCAGUCCUUGCCAAGUGGGAAUAUAUCUCUUUUGUGUGAGGUAUUGGUUAAGGAGGUUAGCGAUUUGACAGGUUAUGAUCGAGUAAUGGUGUAUAAAUUCCAUGAUGAUGAACAUGGAGAAGUUGUAGCUGAGUGCUGUCUAUCAGACUUAGAACCAUAUUUUGGCUUGCACUACCCAGCUACUGAUAUACCUCAAGCUUCAAGGUUCCUGUUUCUGAAGAAUAAAGUUAGAAUGAUAUGUGAUUGUUUGGCGCCUCCAGUUAAAGUGCUUCAAGACAGGAGAUUAGCUCAGCCAUUAAGUUUAUGUGGGUCUGCAUUGAGAGCUCCUCAUGGUUGUCAUGCUCGAUAUAUGAUGAAUAUGGGUUCUAUUGCAUCUCUUGUGAUGUCUAUUACGAUCAAUGAGAAUGAUAGUGAAUCGGAAAAUGAUCAAGAAAAGGAUAGAAAGUUGUGGGGUUUAGUAGUUUGCCAUCACACUAGCCCUAGGUUUGUUCCAUUUCCUUUGCGAUAUGCUUGUGAAUUCUUGAUUCAAGUAUUUGGUAUACAGAUUAACAAAGAGGUGGAGUUGCAAGCUCAGUUGAAGGAAAAACACAUCUUGCGAAUUCAAACAGUUCUUUGUGAUAUGCUGCUAAGAGAUGCUCCGGUAGGAAUUGUUACUCAAUCUCCCAAUAUUAUGGAUCUUGUUAAGUGUGAUGGUGCUGCCUUAUAUUUCAGAAAGAAAUUUUGGUUACUUGGAGUCACCCCCACAGAGGCGCAAAUUAGAAAUAUAGCUGACUGGCUUCUCAAAGACCAUAAUGGAAGCACAGGUUUAAGUACUGAUAGCCUUAUUGAAGCUGGUUUCUAUGGUGCUUCUGCGCUUGGUGAUGAGGUUUGUGGAAUGGCUGCUGUUAGGAUUACGUCUAAGGACUUCCUUUUCUGGUUUCGUUCACAUAUGGCUAAAGAAAUCAGGUGGGGUGGUGCAAAACAUGAUCCUAGUGAUGAGGAUGAUGGAAGAAAGAUGCAUCCAAGAUCAUCAUUCAAGGCUUUCCUGGAAGUGGUGAAGCGGCGUAGUCAACCUUGGGAAGAUGUGGAAAUGGAUGCCAUUCAUUCACUGCAAUUAAUAUUACGGGGUUCUUUACAGGAUGAAAUUGAAGAAGAAUGCAAGGUGAUUACAACUGUCCCACCAGUUGAUGAGAAGUCACAACAAUUGGAUGAAUUGCGCGUCAUUACAAAUGAGAUGGUUCGCCUAAUUGAAACAGCUGCAGUGCCCAUCUUGGCUGUAGAUGUCUUUGGCAAGAUCAAUGGUUGGAACUCCAAAGCCACUGAGCUUACAGGAUUGGCUAUCCAGGAAGCCAUGGGAAUGCCCUUAGUUGAUUGUCUGGUUAAUGAUUCUGUUAAGGUGGUAAGGAAAAUGCUGUCCAUGGCCAUUCAAGGUAUUGAAGAGAAGAACGUUGAAAUCAAACUCAAAACAUUUGGAACUGCGGUACAAAAUGGUCCAGUGAUCUUAGACGUUAACUCUUGUUGUAGCCGAGACUUAAACAAUAAUGUUGUAGGAAUUUCUUUUAUAGGGCAGGAUGUUACGAAGCAAAAACUGGUAAUGAACCAAUACACCCAAAUCCAAGGUGAUUACACGGGGAUUAUGCGAAACCCAUCUGCACUUAUUCCUCCAAUUUUUAUGGCCGAUGGCGAGGGCCGGUGCUUGGAAUGGAAUGAUGCAAUGGAAAAGUUAUCUGGUUUUAGAAGGGUAGAGAUGACAAAUAGAAUGCUUCUUGGGGAGGUUUUCACGCUUGAAAACUUUGGAUGCCGUGUGAAAGAUCACACAUUGACCAAGCUUAGGAUCCUACUGCAUAGAGUAAUUUCAGGCCAGGAUACAGAGAAAUUUUUGUUUCGCUUCUGUGAUCGUGAAGGAAACUACAUUGAAUCAUUGCUUACCGCAAGCAAAAGGACUGAUGCAGAGGGUACUAUCACUGGGGUUUUCUUCUUCUUGCACGUGGCUAGUCCAGAACUUCAAUAUGCUUUGGAGAUGCAGCGAAUUUCGGAACAAGCUACAGCUGAAAAUCUCCAUAAAUUAGCAUAUCUGCGUCAAGAAAUUCGAAAACCCCUUGAUGGGAUUACAUUUAUGCAGAAUCUAAUAAGUUCAUCUGACUUAAGCAUAGAGCAAAAACAGUUAAUUAAAUUGAACACUUUGAGUCGAGAACAAUUACACAAGAUUGUACAUGAUACCGAUAUCCAGAGUAUAGAGGAAUGUUACAUGGAAACGAACUGUAUUGAAUUCAACCUUGGAGAUGUCCUUGACGUUGUAACAAAUCAAGCCAUGAUUUUGAGCCAAGAGCGUGAGGUGAAGAUCAUUUGUGAAUCACCCGCCGACGUGUCAUCUUUGCACUUAUACGGAGAUAACUUGAGGCUACAGCAAGUGCUCUCUGAGUUCUUGACGAACACACUUCUCUUCACUUGCAAAGAAUUGUCUGUCAUCUUUAAAGCAACUCCAAGGAAGGAGCGCAUUGGGAAGGGAAUCCACAUUGUUCAUCUUGAAUUGAGGAUCACCCAUCCCACUCCAGGAAUUCCUGCACACUUAAUCCAAGAGAUGUUUGACGACAACAACGAUAGCUCAAAGGAAGGUCUUGGCUUAUACAUAAGCCAGAAGCUUGUGAAGAUUAUGAAUGGCACUGUACAGUAUCUUCGAGAGGCGGAAACCUCGUCAUUCAUCAUCCUCAUAGAAUUCCCCUUGGUAGAGCAUGUUGCUGGAUGACAAUCGGGGAUGACAAUUACUUUUACUCUUCCACCCUCACUGGGCGAUUUACUUGAAGAUACCUUUUUUCUUGAUCUCUCAGCUCUCUGGUAUAACCAUUGAACGAUCCUCGACAUUGCUCGGCAUCAGAACAGGAUUGUGUGAGAAUAUGAGUGGAUAUUAGAAGGGAUGGUCUGAGAUUAUAAUAAAAGUUCUUCCAUGGAGACCAGUUUCAAACUUCAAAGUACCAAAACAGCAGCAUCUUUUUCAACCAUUUCUGGGUGGGUGUCGGAAAAUCCAAGAGCUGUUACGUAGUUCAUUCCUAAAAUCGUUGACUUGGAAACUCCCAAAAUGCAGGGGGAAGUUGGAAUUUUCAAGUUUAGAAAUAGGAUGGGAAGCACUUGAGAAAUAAGUGAGUAAAGUAGAAUUGUAAACUUGUUUGUAAUGAAUGGGUAAAUACCCAUCAUCCCAUCUUCUGCUGAAAUAAUAUGCAGUUUUCUUCUCUUUUUGUGUUCAA